This is a messenger RNA of Penaeus vannamei (Pacific white shrimp), 1277 nucleotides long. Lineage: Eukaryota; Metazoa; Arthropoda; Malacostraca; Decapoda; Penaeidae. The record is from RefSeq and is a predicted model, not a curated record.
AACUUUUCGCAUGUUUUAAAAAGAUAAUCGAUCGAUACUUUUGUAGAAUUUCACAAAAGGUGUUAAUUAAGAUUGAUGAGUGUUAAGAAUAAGGUGUAGAUGAAGCUUGAGGAGAAGAGAGGAGACAGUGUGUUAAAUCGAGAGAGAGAGCCAUAAUGUGCAGUAUUUUGCCCUGGAAAUGCGAGGUCAAAGAAGUUGCUGAAAUGGCCUCCACGCACCAGUCUGACCAUGAAGAGAUGGUUUUGCAAGCCUUGAUGCUCCAUUUCACCAACUUCAACUUCGAUAAGGCUAAAGAUCAGGCAGAGAAGGAGCGUGACAUGAGUAGAGGUGUUGGGUCUUCCAUGUGGCAGUCGUUACUAACUUGCAUCGCACAGUUGGCCAUAGCAGAGAAACUCUAUAUGAACCUUUCCUUUCUUACUAGCAAAGGAUUUCUAAGGAAAGAGAGUUCUGUUCGAGCAAACUUUGAGUCUCUGAGCAUAGAGUUUGGUGAAUUAGAGAAGAGAAACUUUGAGACUAGUAACAUCAGGGGCAGUAAUGCUAGAUGCAGUAAUGCCAAAACCAGCAAUGGCAACAAUGCUGGAAAUGAAACGGCAAAUCCUGGAAGUCCAGGCAGCCCUGGUAGCCUCGGAAACCCUGGAAACCUAGGAAACCCUGGGAGCCCUGUCUCAGAUGGCCUUCUGGAGCAUAUAUGUUCACAUCUUGUGCUCUUUACUAAAGCUCGUCUACAGAUGAUUGCGUUCUAUGAACGGAUGGUUGGGUCGUCCAUGGAUCGGCUGAUGAAUUUUGACGAAUUGCUGGCACAUGUGACUGACAUUAGCAUGAACAACAGCAGAAAUUUCCAUCAUCCUUUGCUGACACCUCUGAAAACAAGUUUUACAUAUGAAUGUGACAUCCUUAUGCAUCUGCUCAGAAGUCAAAUUGAGAUGCAGUUUUGGAGGUUUUUCCCUUCGCUCCUCCACCUCCAUGAUGCACACACGAAACUGAAUACAUGGCAUGCUGUUGUACAGUCAAAAGAGACAAAGAAAUAUGGUUUUGGUUCCAAUUUCCUCAAAUCAUCUCCUCUUCCACCAUAUAUCAGUGGCGUGGCAAGCAAAAGCAGCUUUUGUCUCAAAAAUCCAGAGUUUCAGCGGCGGAGUGAUGCUGCUAGUGUGUGUCUGGUAUUUGAGGCUGCAGGAGUGGAGGACUACCAAGGUGCUGGCUACCACCAUCCCCAGGAAUCGUUGUCUCCACCUAAAGGACUGGAUAGCUACCCAGCAAUUUUUCCUAUCCUCCUGUAA